AUGACGCACAAGAGCUCUUCUUCUUUCCCUGGUCAUACUUUUCGGUGGAAUUAUGAUGUUUUCUUGAGUUUUAGAGGUGAAGAUGUACGCAAAACAUUUGUUGACCAUCUCUAUGUUGCUCUGCAACAAAAGGGUAUUCAUACCUUCAAAGAUGAUGAGAAAUUAGAGAAAGGCAAGUCCAUUGGACCAGAUCUUAUCAGAGCAAUCGAAGAGUCACGCAUAGCUUUGAUCAUAUUCUCCAAAAACUAUGCUAAUUCAACAUGGUGUUUAGAUGAAGUAGUGAAAAUCAUGGAAUGCAAGAAUGUGAAAGGACAAAUUGUGCUUCCGGUCUUCUAUGAUGUAGAUGCAUUAACAGUGAUGAAACAAAAAACCAGCUAUGGAGAAGCAUUUAACAAUCACGAAGGCCGUUUCAAGGAUAACAAGGUGCAAAAGUGGAGGGCAGCAUUGGAGGAAGCAGCUAGUUUACCUGGCUGGGAUUUGCCAAAUACCGCCAAUGCGCAUGAAGCAAGAUUCAUAAAGCAAAUUGUGGAAGAUAUAAUGGCUAAAUUGGUUGGUCAGAGACAUGCAAGCAAUGCUAAAAAUCUUGUUGGAAUGGAGUCACAAAUGCAGAAACUAUAUAAAAUGCUUGGCGUUGGGUCUGGUGGAGUUCGCUUCGUUGGAAUAUGGGGAAUGAGCGGAGUGGGAAAGACAACUCUAGCGAGACUUAUCUAUGAUAAUAUUUCAGGUCAAUUUGAGGGUGCAUGUUUUCUUCAUGAGGUUAGAGACCGUUCAGCAAAACAAGGCCUAGAGCGAUUGCAAGAGAUACUUCUUUACGAGAUCCUUGUCAUAAAAGACCUACGGAUCAACAAUUUAUUUGAUGGAGUUAAUAUGCAAAAACAUAGGCUGCGGUACAAAAAGGUUCUUCUCGUUCUUGAUGAUGUUAAUCACAUAGAUCAUUUAGAUGUUUUAGCCGGGAAGCGUGAAUGGUUUGGUCCCGGAAGUAGAAUCAUCAUAACAACUAAAGACAAACAUUUGCUUAUUAAGCAUGAUGUAGAAAAGAUGUACAAAAUGAGAACAUUACGUGAAGAUGAAAGUUUACAACUCUUUAAACAGUAUGCUUUCAAGAAGAACCAUCCUACCAAGAAAUUUGAGGAUCUAUCAGCACAAGUGAUAAAGUAUACUGCUGGACUCCCCUUGGCUCUGAAAGUCCUAGGCAGCUUCUUGUAUGGAAGAGAUUUGGCAGAAUGGACAAGUGAAGUGGAACGAUUGAAACAAAUCCCGGAAGAUGAAAUUUUGAGGAAACUCGAACCAAGUUUCACUGGACUCAACAGUAACGAGCAAAAGAUAUUCUUAGACAUUGCGUGCUUCUUUACGGGGAAAAAGAAAGAUUCAGUGACUAGAAUACUUAAGAGUUUUAAUUUUAUCCCAAUUAUUGGUGUAAAAGUUCUCAUGGAGAAAUCUUUAAUUACUAUUUCAGAAGGUAGGAUUUUUAUGCACCAAUUGAUACAAGAAAUGGGCUGGCACAUUGUUCGUCGAGAAGCUUUUGAUUAUCCAAGAGAAUAUAGCAGGUUAUGGAUGUCCGAAGAUAUUUCUCACGUACUUGCAAGAAAUAUGGGCACAGAAAAGAUUGAAGGCAUAUCUCUGAACUUGACUAAGAUGUACACAGAUAUUUCUCAAGCACUUGAAAGAAAUUUGGGCACAGAUAAGAUCAAAAGGAUGUCAUUGAACUUCACAAAUGUCAAAGAAGUGAAGGUUAGUGUCAUGGCCUUCAUGCGGAUGACCAGACUGAGGUUUCUCAAAAUCAAGAAUGCAUACGUUUCUCAGGGUCCUGAUAUUCUUCCUGGUGAGUUGAACUGGCUUUCUUGGCAUGGAUAUGCUUCAAAAAGUCUGCCAAUUAACUUUCAGGGAGAGCGACUCGUUAGUUUGAAGUUGAAAAAUAGCCGCAUCAUACAGCUUUGGAAAGGCUCCAAGGUGAUGGGAGAACUGAAGUACAUUAACCUUAGCCAUUCACAUAAGCUAAUAAGGACUCCAGAUUUUUCGGGUACCCCUAAUCUUGAAAGGUUGAUUCUUGAAGAGUGCACAAGUUUGGUAGAAAUCAAGUUUUCUGUUGGAGAUCUGAAAAAGCUAUUGUUGCUCAAUUUGAAGAAUUGCAUCAAUUUAAAGACCCUACCAAAGAGUAUUGGAUUGGAAAAUCUUGAGGUUCUUAUUCUAUCAGGCUGCUCAAAGCUAAAAGUAUUCCCAGAAAUAGAAGAGGAAAUGAAUCGUUUAUCAGAACUAUAUUUGGAAGCGACUGCAUUGAGCGAAGUGCCCGCAUCAGUUGAGAAACUAUCAGGAGUUAAUGUGAUAAAUCUAAGCUCAUGCAAGCAUCUUGAGAGUCUUCCAAAGAGUAUUGUUAGGUUGAAAUGUCUUAAAACACUCAAUGUGUCCAAGUGCUCAAAACUCAAAUAUUUACCAGAUGAUUUGGGGUUUUUAGUAGGUUUAGAAGGGCUCCAUUGUGAUGACACACCCAUCGAAAUGAUGCCGUCCACCAUUUCCCAUUUAAAGAACCUUAAGCACUUAACUCUACGUCGAUGUAAUGCUUUGGCAUUUCAGAACGAUAUGGGUCUAGCUUUCUCUAAUUUAUCGGGUCUUUGUUCAUUGACAAUGCUGGAUAUAGGUGGCUGCAGCAUUUCAGACGGAGGCAUCCUAUGUAAUCUUGGAUUCUUACCAUCUUUGAUGGAAUUGAAUCUUGGUGGUAACACUUUUACCAAUAUCUCAGCUGCAAGCAUCAGUGGACUCACUCGACUAAAGGUCCUUCAGUUGGUUGGUUGUAGUAGGCUUGAGCAUUUCCCAGAGCUUCCUCGAGCUAUACAAGAGGUGCAUGCAGAUGAAUGUACAUCUUUGAAGAGUAUCAAUCAAUUAGCAAAAUAUCCAACAUUGCGCCGACUUUCACUUAGCGAAUGUCAUCAAUUUCAUGAUGCUUCCUUGGUUGAUGCACUAUGGAGUAACAUGCUGAAGGGAGUAAACGUGGUAUGUAAUGAUAUCAGCAUUUGUAUCCCUGGAUUGGAGAUUCCCAAGUGGUUUACAAAUAAGAAGUUGGGGGACAGUGUUACUUUGACCCUUCCCAAUAAUUGGUACACAGACAACUUCUGGGGAUUUGCUUUUUGUAUUGUCUUUGAAGGUAUGGAAUGGUGCAUUCUAUACGAUGAUUACCUACAACCAUCACAGGGAUUUUCGGUUAUGCUUGAAUUCAAAACGUGUGAUGGUAAGGAAGGCAGUACACGUAGCGUUGUUGGCAUAAAAGGGGGUGAUACUACUAUUCGGAACUCAGACCACACUCUCCUUGCCUGUGUACCAUCUCGCCGUUUUCUGACAGCCUACAAUCACGAGGAUUACCGUCCCAACGACUGGAUCGAAAUUGUGGCAUAUUCAACAGGACUAAGGAAAUCUGAGAGCAAAGCUUGGGGGAUGCGUCUUGUGUACUUGGAAGAUAUUAUUGAAGCAUUUUUUACUAACUUUCUCAGCUCACAAAAAAAAAUGACCUCUUAUUGUUCCUCUGCUCAUACAUUUCGGUGGAGUUAUGAUGUUUUCUUGAGUUUUAGAGGUGAAGAUGUACGCAAAACAUUUGUUGAUCAUCUCUAUGUUGCACUGCAACAAAAGGGUAUUCAUACCUUCAAAGAUGAUGAGAAGCUAGAGAGAGCCAAGUCCAUUUCACCUGACCUUGUUAGAGCAAUCGAAGAGUCAAGGAUAGCUUUGAUUGUAUUCUCCAAAAACUAUGCUAAUUCCACAUGGUGUCUAGAUGAAUUGCUGAAGAUCAUGGAAUACAACAAACAAGAAAAAGGACAAAUUGUGCUUCCGGUGUUCUACGAUGUAGAGGCAUCAACAGUGAGGAAACAGAAGUCCAGCUAUGGAGAAGCAUUUAGCAAUCAUGAAGCUUUUUUCCAGGAGGACAAGGUGAAAAAAUGGAGAGCUGCACUGGAGGAAGCUGCUAAUUUAUCCGGCUGGGAUUUGCCAAAUACUGCCAAUGCGCACGAAGCUAGAGUCAUAAAGCAAAUUGUGGAAGAUAUAAUGACUAAAUUGGGUGUACAGACACAUGCAAGCAAUGCUGAAGAUCUUGUUGGAAUGGAGUCACACAUGCAAAAAGUGUAUAAAAUGCUUCAGGUUGGUUCUGAUGAAGUUCGCUUCCUCGGGAUAUUGGGAAUGGGCGGUGUGGGGAAGACAACUCUAGCAAGAGUCAUUUAUGAUAAUAUUCGGAGUCAAUUUGAAGGUUCAUGUUUUCUUCAUGAAGUUGGAGACCGUUCUUCAAAACAGGGCCUAGAGCGCUUGCAAGAGAUACUUCUUUCGGAGAUCCUUGUUGUAAAAGAUCUAAGAAUCAACAAUUUAUAUGAAGGAGAUAAUUUGCAAAAACAGAGACUACAAUGUAAAAAGGUUCUUCUUGUUCUUGAUGAUGUUUAUCACAUAGAUCAGUUAGACGCUUUAGCUGGGAAGCGUGAAUGGUUUGGUCUCGGAAGUAGAAUCAUCAUAACAACCAGAGAUAAACACUUGCUUGUUAAGCAUGAGGUGGAAAAGAUAUACAGAAUGAGAACAUUAAGUGAACAUGAAAGUUUACAGCUCUUUAAACAGUAUGCUUUCAAGAAGAGUCACCCUGCUAAGGAAUUUGAGGAUCUUUUAGCUCUAGUGAUAAAGCGUACUGCUGGACUCCCCUUGGCUCUGAAAGUCCUGGGUAGUUUCUUGUAUGGAAGAGAUUUGGCUGAAUGGACAAGUGAAGUGGAAUGGUUGAGACAGAUCCCGGAAAAUGAAAUUUUGAAGAAACUCGAACGAAGUUUCACUAGGCUCAACAAUAUGGAGAAAAAAAUAUUCUUAGAUAUUGCGUGUUUCUUCACAGGGAAGAAGAAAAAAGCAGUGAUGAGAAUACUUGAGAGUUUUAAUUUUAGCCCUGUCAUUGGCAUAAACGUUCUCAUGGAAAAAUGUUUGAUUACUAUUUCAAAUGGUCGCAUUAUAAUGCACCAAUUGAUACAAGAAAUGGGCUGGCACAUUGUUCGUCGAGAAGCUUCUUAUGAUCCAAGAAUAUAUAGUAGGUUGUGGAAGCGCGAAGAUAUUUCUCCCGUACUUGAAAGAAAUUCGGGCACUGAAAAGAUCGAGGGCAUAUUCUUGUACUUGACUAAUGAAGAACAAGUGAAUGUUAGUCACACGGCCUUCAUGCAGAUGACCAGACUAAGGUUUCUCAAAUUCCGGAAAGCAUAUUUUUGCCGGGGUCCUGAGUUCCUUCAUGAUGAGUUGAGGUGGCUUGAUUGGCACGGAUAUCCUUCGAAAAGUCUGCCAAUUAGCUUUCAGGGAGAACAACUUGUUAGUUUGAAACUGAAAAAUAGCCGCAUCAUACAACUCUGGAAAACCAAAAAGACUCUAGGACAAUUGAAGUACCUGAACCUUAGCUUUUCGCAGAAGCUAAUAAGGACGCCAGAUUUUUCAGGUAUCCCUAAUCUUGAAAGGUUGGUUCUUGAAGAGUGCACAAGUUUGGUGGAAAUCAAUUUUUCUAUUGGAGAUCUUGGAAAGCUAGUCUUGCUGAAUCUGAAGAAUUGCAGAAAUAUAAAGACCCUACCAAAGAGUAUUCGAUUGGAAAAGCUUGAAAUUCUCAUUCUUACAGGCUGCUCAAAGGUAAAAGAAUUCCCAGAAAUAGAAGAUAAAAUGAAUCAUUUAGCAGAACUGUAUUUGGAAGCGACUGCUUUAAGUGGACUGCCUGCAUCAGUUGAGAACCUUUCAGGAGUUACUGCAAUAUAUCUAAGUUACUGCAAGCAUCUUGAGAGUCUUCCUAGAAGUAUUUUUAGGUUGAAAUGUCUGAAAAAACUUGAUGUCUCCGGAUGCUCAAAACUUAAAAAUUUACCAGAUGACUUGGGAAUUUUAGUUGGUUUACAGGAGCUCCACUGUAGUCACACAGCCAUUCAAACAAUUCCUUCCUCUAUCUCUCUUCUAAAAAACCUUAAGCAUUUAUCUCUCCGUGGAUGUAACGCUUUGGGUUCACAAGUAAGUAGCUUAAACCAUGGCCAGAAGUCUGUGGGUGGACAUUUUCAUAAUUUAUCUGGUCUUUGUUCAUUGACCAUGCUGGAUCUUAGUGACUGCAACAUUUCAGACGGAGGCAUUAUAUAUAAUCUUGGGUCUUUACCGUCCUUGGAGGGAUUGAAUCUCGAUGGUAACAAUUUUUCCAAUAUUCCGGCUGCAAGCAUCAGUCGUCUCACUCGACUUCAAUUCCUUGCAUUGUCUGGUUGUACGAGGCUUGAGAGUUUUCCAGAACUUCCUCCAAGUAUAGUUGAGCUAUAUGCUGAUGAAUGCACAUCUUUGAAGAGCAUUGAUCAAUUAACCAAAUAUCCAAUGCUGCGGAGAGUUUCACUCACAAAAUGUCAUCAACUUCCAAGAAAUAAAUGUCAUGCCUCCACGCUUGAUUCAUUGUUGAUGCACAUGCUCAAGAGAUCACCAUCCGUGUGUGAUAGCAGAUUUGGUAUUUGCAUAUCUGGUUUGGAGAUUCCUGAGUGGUUUACGUACAAGAACUGGGGUACUUCAAUCUCAGUGGCCCUGCCAAAAAAUUGGUGGACACCUACAUUUGUGGGGUGUGCUGUUUGUGUUGUUUUUUAUUCGACAGCUCCUUAUAUUAUAGUUCCUCUUAAAUACCCAAAAAAAUUCCAAGAAAUUGGACUGAAUUUUAGGUGGAUAAGACGUGAUGGUUUUAGGAACAAACUUGCCGGUUAUUACGAAUUCUGGAUAGGAAGUGAAAAACCUCUGGAUUUAGGCAACAUUUUUCUAGGAUAUUGGCCAUUUGCGCAGUAUCCGCGGCAGUGCCCGGGUUACAGGGAUGUUCUUAACAAACCUGAUGACUGGACUCAGCUUGAGCUUUGUGCAUCUGAUUUCAGUAAGGGUGCGGUGAUCAAAGGUUUAGGGAUGCGUCUUGUAUACCAGAAUGAUAUGUCAAUGAUCCAGAACACUACUACCUGAAAUAUGGAGAGUGUUUAUUGGAUCAAGAAGGUGUACGAGAAUGAUUUCUUAGGCUUUCACCACUGGAACUAGGAUAUGUCACAUGAAUGCUAAAAUUCCCUCAAAUUGCUGUUCUAUUAUGCAGUUAUAAACUUGUAAAAUUUUAUAAUUGCAGCUUGUUUUGAUGGUUGUUACCUAUUGUAUUGUAUCUUAUUGUUACAUUAAUGAGAAAUUUAUUUUGAGUAUUACUUAAAUUUUAUUGUA
Molecule: messenger RNA, 7185 nt
Organism: Lycium ferocissimum
Lineage: Eukaryota; Viridiplantae; Streptophyta; Magnoliopsida; Solanales; Solanaceae
Biological process (GO): defense response; signal transduction
Molecular function (GO): ADP binding; ATP hydrolysis activity
Source: RefSeq, a predicted model, not a curated record